Molecule: messenger RNA, 729 nt
Organism: Acytostelium subglobosum LB1
Lineage: Eukaryota; Evosea; Eumycetozoa; Acytosteliales; Acytosteliaceae
Exons: 4
Molecular function (GO): guanyl-nucleotide exchange factor activity
Source: RefSeq, a predicted model, not a curated record
AUGGAAGAAGGUGUACAGCUGACGAAUGAAUCUCGUGAACUGUUGGGUUCCACCAUUAAAGCAUGGAUCACUAGGAAGAGAUACGCGAAGCAAGUGAUACAAAAUGAGAACAGAGAUAAGGUUGCCAAGGAGAUAUUGGAUACAGAAGUGAUAUAUGUUAGGAACUUGGAAGUUAUAGUACAUUAUUACUUGAAACCAUUGCGAACUAUACAACCACCAUUAGUACCUAUAAAGGUAUUACAACAGAUAUUCGGACAUAUUGAGGACUUGCUCACGAUCAAUAGGGAACUGUUGACAUCGAUCCAGGAUCGUAUGACAACAUGGUCCACCAACAAGAAGAUGGGCGACAUCUUCCUCAAACUGGCACCAUACCUCAAGAUGUACACAGAGUACUGUUCCAACUACGACAAGGCCAUUGCCAAGCUAAAGGAGAAGACCACCGAGUCCAAAGACUUUGCCAUAUAUCUCAAAAAAAUAAGCGUGGACUCUGCCUUUGGACUGGACUUGACGUCGUUGCUGAUCAUGCCGGUGCAGCGUAUACCGAGAUACAAGAUGUUGUUGGAGAGCUUGAUUAAACUGACACCAAAGGAGUUUAGCGAUUAUAAAGUGAUCGAGGAUGCGUUGGUCAAGGUCACAGAGGUGGCCGAUCACGUCAACGAGAGUAUUAGAGAGAAGCAAAACUCAGAGAAGAUCCUCACCAUCCAGAGAAGGUUCACUGGAUAUGUACCA